GUCUUUGGCAAGCUAAGCAAGCAAUUUCUUUUGUUUUCCUCUCCUCUGUUUCUGUCCCUUCCAAGAACACAGAUACAUAAAAAUGAGUGGUUUCGGUUUUAGAAGGCUUACAUUUAUGGUGUUCGUUGCAUUCCUUGUUUGGUCGUCGAGUAUGGUGACCUGCAAUGCCAGGAGAGGUAGGCAUUGGAGGCAAAACAGGCAUACUUGGCCGUCACUUGCCCAGAAGAAAGGGAAAAUGUUUGGUAGCAGCCAUCACCACCAGAAAGGAGGGUCGAAGUCAAAAACUCAUCCUCCUCCUCGUAAAGCCCUGCCACCUCCUCCGGCUCCUAAGCCAAGAGAAAAGACCCCACCCAGCCCAGCAUCACCACCACAGAAAGGUUAUGGCGGCCAGCCAUCUGCUGUCUUCAAUGUGUUGGAUUUUGGGGCCAAAGGUGAUGGUAACACUGAUGAUACCAAGGUAAUGUCCGAUUCUCAUUUCUUCUCAAGAAAAUUUUCAAUGCUGCUUAGUAAUUCAUUGUUGCCAGACCAAUGCUACAAAAGUCCUCAACUUUAACGCACUAAUCAAGUGAUCAAAAUGAAUGAUAAUGUAGUAUAUCACAGAAUUUUCAAUAAGACAAUGAUUUGGCCUAAUGGUUAAGGAACAGAUAAAUAUUCUAUAAGAAU
Rubroshorea leprosula is the source of this 663-nucleotide messenger RNA. The record is from the annotation of a GenBank genome assembly. NCBI's taxonomy places the organism in Eukaryota, Viridiplantae, Streptophyta, Magnoliopsida, Malvales, Dipterocarpaceae.